UGUCCUUAAACAGAAACCUGGUGGCAUUAUCACUCUUCUGGAUGAAGCUUGCCGACUGUUGGCUCGACAUGCAAAAAAGAUUGGCUGGAGGGUGAAGGAGUUAACCCUCUUACCCGGUUGUCCUUUGGAUGCUCUUUCUUGCGAUAGCCGAUCCUCUAAACGAAAAAUGUGUGUGUGCCUCCAGGAUGCUCCUUCAUGUGGUAGCCGACCCCUUUGGGCAAAAAGGUGUGAACCUCCAGGAUGCUCCUUCUUGCGGUAG
Messenger RNA from Sphenostylis stenocarpa, 259 nucleotides. The record is from the annotation of a GenBank genome assembly. Lineage: Eukaryota; Viridiplantae; Streptophyta; Magnoliopsida; Fabales; Fabaceae.